Messenger RNA from Fraxinus pennsylvanica, 984 nucleotides. NCBI's taxonomy places the organism in Eukaryota, Viridiplantae, Streptophyta, Magnoliopsida, Lamiales, Oleaceae. The record is from the annotation of a GenBank genome assembly.
AUGGUCCCGACUCCAACCUAUUUCUGUUGUGAAUGCAAGAAGACAAUACAGGUUACAGCCUACAUUUUCAAAUUUUCAGUCCGGCACACGGAGACAAAAUGCCAUGCAGAUAGGUUCUUCCACACGUGGACGUGGUUUCAUCCCUUCCCUCCACAUGUACAAAAGCCACUUGCACUUGUCAAAUUUGAAUACCACUACCCAAAACUCUCCAACUUAGCAGACACGGAGAUUAAGAAGAAAAUGUCACUAGUUAUAAGGGUGUUUUUCAUUCUUGCUUUGUUCUCACUUGCUCAUGGCAAUGAAGAGGGAUGGAUUGAUGCUCAUGCCACUUUCUAUGGAGGUGGUGACGCUUCUGGAACAAUGGGCGGGGCUUGUGGUUAUGGAAAUUUAUACAGCCUAGGGUACGGGACCGGCACGGCAGCGUUGAGCACAGUACUCUUCAACAAUGGGCAGAGUUGUGGGGCUUGUUUUGAGAUUAAAUGUGUGAAUGACCAAAAUUGGUGCCUCCCAGGCUCAAUUGUGGUCACUGCCACCAAUUUUUGCCCUCCAAAUUAUGCACUGGCAAAUAAUGCUGGCGGGUGGUGCAACCCACCUAACCAUCAUUUUGACCUCUCUCAGCCUGUCUUCCAAAAAAUUGCUCAAUACAAAGCUGGCAUUGUUCCUGUUAGUUACAGAAGGGUACCCUGCCAGAGGAGUGGUGGCAUCAGAUUCACAAUCAAUGGUCAUUCUUACUUCAACCUAGUCUUGAUCACCAAUGUUGGAGGUGCGGGCGACGUCCAAGCAGUUUCCGUCAAAGGUUCAAGGACUGGUUGGUUACCCAUGUCCCGAAAUUGGGGUCAAAAUUGGCAAAGCAACGCUGAUCUCGACGGUCAAUGCCUCUCUUUCCAAGUCACCACCAGCGACGGCCGCACGGUGGUCUGCAACAAUGCUAUCCCCACCGGUUGGUCAUUUGGCCAAACUUUCACGGGUGGCCAAUUCACUUGA